GCGCCCGGCGGGGCGGACGUGGAGCAAGAUGGCGGCGCCCGUGUCACGUACAGAGGAGCAAGGAGCGCGGCAAGAUGGCAGCGUACGGAGGGGCGGGAAGCCGGGCGAGGGGCGGGGCAAAAUGGCGGCGGGAGAAGAGGCGGGACUAGGUCGAGAUGGCGGCACCGACGGGGCGGGACGGGGACGGGGGCGGGAUGAGGGCGGGUCUCGCGCGUCGGGAGGCAACGGAGAGGCCGGGGAGCGGCUCAGGAGGAUGGAGGGUGGCGAGCGGCUCCUCCCCAAAGGCUUCCCCAAGCUGAAGAACGACACGUUCCUGCGGGCGGCACGCGGGGAGGAGACGGAGCACACCCCGGUGUGGUGCAUGCGGCAGGCGGGGCGGUACCUGCCAGAGUUUCGGGAGACACGGGCGUCACAGGAUUUCUUUGCCACUUGCCGGAGCCCCAAAUUGUGCUGUGAGCUGACACUGCAGCCACUAAGACGAUUCCCCCUGGAUGCUGCCAUCAUCUUCUCUGACAUCUUGGUGGUGCCCCAGGCACUGGGCAUGGAGAUCGUCAUGGUCCCUGGCAAAGGACCCACCUUUACAGAGCCCCUGAAGGAGGUGGAGGAUCUGCUGAAACUGCGACAGAAGGUGGAUGUCACCGCAGAGUUAGGUUACGUCUUCCAGGCCAUCACACUGACACGACACAGCCUGGAGGGCAAGGUGCCCCUCAUCGGCUUCGCGGGGGCCCCGUGGACGCUCAUGUCCUACAUGAUUGAAGGUGGUGGCUCCAGUACAAUGGCGAAGGCUAAGAGCUGGCUCUACCGUCACCCUGAGGCAAGCCACCGUCUGCUACGCCUGCUGACUGAUGUCAUCAUUGACUACCUGGUGGGGCAGGUGGCUGCUGGAGCGCAGGCGCUCCAGCUGUUUGAGUCCCAUGCAGGGCACCUGGGCCCAGAGCUGUUUCAGGACUUUGCCCUGCCUUACAUCCGGGACAUUGCCCAGGCUGUCAAGAGCAAGCUGAAGGAGGAGGCACUGCCCCUGGUGCCCAUGAUCAUCUUUGCCAAGGAUGCACACUACGCCCUGCGCGACCUGGCCCGUGCCGGUUACGAGGUUGUUGGUCUCGACUGGACCAUCCGGCCCCAAGAAGCUCGUGCACAGGUAGGAAAAGAUGUCACACUGCAAGGGAACCUGGAUCCGUGUGCUCUCUAUGCACCCAAGGAGAAGAUUGGCGAGCUGGUGAAGAAGAUGCUGGAGAGUUUUGGGACCCAACGCUAUAUUGCCAACCUGGGCCACGGCCUCUACCCCGACAUGAACCCUGAACAUGUGGGUGCCUUUGUGGAAGCCGUGCAUGCUCAUUCCCGUCAUAUCAACAAGCACAGCUGAGCCUGGGGCCUUGGGGACAGGACUCCGGUUUGGGCACAGUCACCCAUGUUGUCACAGGGUUCACUCCAGGCCGGGCUGCAGCAUUAAACCAGGACCUUCUCUGCA
This is a messenger RNA of Motacilla alba alba, 1468 nucleotides long. It is a transcript of the gene UROD, whose product is annotated as uroporphyrinogen decarboxylase. Gene Ontology annotation, biological process: heme biosynthetic process. Gene Ontology annotation, molecular function: uroporphyrinogen decarboxylase activity. Gene Ontology annotation, cellular component: cytosol. The record is from RefSeq and is a predicted model, not a curated record. Lineage: Eukaryota; Metazoa; Chordata; Aves; Passeriformes; Motacillidae.